CGUCUCAUCCAAGCACCGACCUCAAACCCUCUUACCAGCUAACAAACCGCCGUUCCUGCGCGAUCGUACACCGCUUACCUUUGAGCCGUUGCAAGAAUACAGGCAAAGGAGCGGGUGGACAGAGACAGCCGGCGUGCAGAAACAGAGGCGUGGAGGGGCAGGGCCAAGCUCAGCGAAGCGGUAGUGCAUGGCCAGCUUGCAAGCCUAUAUUAGCACUCGUCCCGGUCUUUCCCCGUCGCACUCCUCUCGGUCGUGAUCACGCUCUUUCAGCGCGCGAACUGCAUGGGUCCUGACGGCGAGACUUCCUCGCCCUCUGAAGACGGUGCCUUGCGGCGCGGGCCUGGGCGAGGCGACGAGGAACAGGAUGGCGUCGCAGCCGUCUCACCCUCUUCCACUUCGGCCUCGGUCAUGCACACCCCCCUGACAUCGACCUCGACGAGCCCAAAGCUCAAGGAAGCUAGGCUUUCACAGUCGACCUCCACGGCAGCACCUGCUUCGCCCAAAUUCCAGGUCGCCAACAGCUUGACUUCGGCUCGAUCCUCGAUUGGGGCCAAUGCGAUGAGUGGCUCCUCGGCUGUCCGACGGGCAGGGGGUUGGAGGGGUUCCUGGGCAGCUCCGAGGACUCCAAAAAGCAGCGCAGGGGGCAGCAAUAACGGAGACGCCGUCGAUUCGCCGCCCCUCACAGGCGAUCAGGCGCAUGGCUCUACAUCAUCAGCCGCAACGCUCUCGGCAACAUUGACAUCGGCCGAGGGAGAAGCAGCUGCAGAGGGCGCCACGCUUUGGGAUCAGGUGCGUGUCCCGCCCAUGAUGUCGCCGCCGGAAGGGUCUGUCAGGGAGCUUCCGGGAUCUGGCAUGGCCACCAGCCCAGUCGCCGAGACCUCUUCGUCUGCUGCGCAGGCGCUGUUGGGCAAGAGCAAUGCUGUUCAGCCCUCAUCCGCCGACUCGCAUGCCUUGCCGUCGACAUCAUCGCUGUCAUCGACAGCACCUUGGGAAAGAGAUCCAGCACGGGCAGGCAACUACGACUGGGCGAAUUUUGUCUACGCAUACGCGCGAGGCCGGUGGAACCCGGUGCAGCUGCCCCACCCUCCCGGACGCUCAAACGCCAUCCCGGGCGCGUCGACUGUCAUCAGCUCGGAAGAGGUGCUACAACCGCCUUCAGAUCCAUCUUCGCCCUCUGGCUCGAUACGCAGGCCCUCGCUCACCUAUCCAGAUAUUGACGAGGCAGACAUCGAUGGCAAGCUCUCUGCUGCAGCCGCCUCGAUUGUGUCCCCACGUACGAUGCCAGCCGCACUGGCUGCGCAGUCCAAGACGACGACGACGCCGCCGCCGCCGCCGCCGCAACAGACCAUCAGCAGUGCCCUCCUCUUCGGAGAUGCAAUUGAGACGAGCGCUGAAGCACCCCCCUCGCCUCGAGAGCGCAUGGCCAGCGUUCCUGUUCCGGCCAAGGACAAGCAAGCAGACCGCAAAGCCAUUGCCGGUCCCUCGCAUCCCACGGCAGCCACGGGCGGCCAGCCUUCGCUGUCAAGCUCCAAGACAAUGUUUACCGAUCCCUUCAAUGUCAUCCAGCUCGUCACCUCGAGUGCGCCCGAGAUCGGCAUGGCGGCCACCCUGGGCGACACGGCUCAGAAGCUAAUGAACGACAAUAGGGCCUCGACGUCGCCCAGCUCGGUAGCUGCUUCGUCAAAUCUCGGCAUCGGUGGUGGGAGGUCGAGCUCGCAAGUCGAAACUCUUUCGCGGACACCCUCAGAGAGAAGACCCAAGCCCAAGACGGACGACUCGGUCUGGUUCCCAUCCUCGGUCAGAGAGGGUGAGCGUUCGUCACCCUCAACCUCACGACCCUCGCAAUCUUCUAGCAGCGGACCAUCCUCGUCAAUUGCUGCGCCGAGACCGACAUUCAUCACCCAGGUGAGCGAUCUGAACCUUGGGGCAGGCUAUCGCACAGUCGGUCCCGGCCCGGCCGUCUCCUCGUCUGCGAGUCCUUCGACGCUGGCGAACAGCGCUUCUCUUCCCAGCAUCGCCCCAUCAAAAUCAGCAGGUAGUCAGCAGACGCAGAGACCCCUGCCCACCCCAGUCCAGGAGCCGGGGCUCUUAGAGGACAACAAGGACGACAUCCCAAAACACGCCUGGACAUCGGCCCCUGAGGGGAUCUCGCUGCUCCGUCGCAGCCAAAGCGGCACUAAGUUAGGUCCUGUGGAAGUGGUGCACGCGGGUCCAAGUAGCGGGGAAGGGCGUAUCCACGAAGAAGCCGGCAUCACGGUCAGUGGACCGCUCAGGUCACUCUCGGGAGAAGACUUCGCAUCGAGCAGCUUGGAUGUUCUACGAAGGGCAGCGAGGCGACGAUCGAGCCUGCGACGCUCUCAAGACUCACAUGGCAACAUCGCUGUCACAUCACAUAGCAACAGCUAUCCGAGUGUGAGCAUGGUGGGACUUCAACAAGAGAACAGCGGCGGCUCCAUCUGCGUCCCCUCGCUAGGUGGGCAGAUGACAGAGGAGCAGUAUCAUGAACCCUCCUCGACAGUGACGGCAGCGCGGAAUCGGUCAGAUCCUAACAUAGAGCCACCGACGGCAGCUCUGCCAGUACCCAGCGGCAACACGCGCUCUCGCACUAAUUCCGAGCUUGUUGCAGCUGGUGCAGGCCCAACAUCGGCUUCCAAGCCCCUGCAACGGCUUGGUGCCAUUGGGCAGACGAAUAGCAGCCCGAGCCUGUCGAAUUACCUCAACGUCGGCAAGCGUGUGGAGCUCUUCUACAAGAAGCACGGCUAUCUGCCGGCCAUCUUGCCGCCGGACGAGGCCGACAGAAGGCAGGCAUUGCGACGGUACGGCCCGCCCAAGCUCAAGGGUGAUGUCAAUUUUGAUCGGAUCGCACACUUGGUCAAGCUCGUCUUCAACACAAAGGUGGUCCUCAUCAGUCUGGUCAAUGAAAAGACGCAGUUCUUCCAGACCGAGGUAGGGUCGAUGAGCAGCGACUUCACCACGCCUGAUUGGCUUCAGCGCGUGGCCCAGAGCCGAGACUGCUCGCUGUGCUCACAUGCCAUCCUUCAGACCACCGACGAGCCUCUGGUCAUUCUCGAUGCGGAGAGGGACUGGCGUUUCGCGGGCAACCCUUUGGUUACAGGUCCCCCCCACAUUCGCUUCUACGCAGGAAGUCCUCUAAGAACGUCGGACGGCUUUAAUCUUGGCAGUCUCUGCAUCAUCGACGAUCGUCCAUGGACCGAGUUUAACCCCCGGCAGCGCCACACUCUCAAGGAAUUUGCAAGAGUCGUGAUGCGAGAGAUGGAUCUCAUCAGAGACACUAUUCAACUACGGCUUCGAGAUGGCAUGCAGCAUUCGAUCGAGACUUUCACAAGAGAGUGUCUCGAAUUGGAGCAGUCAGAUGGUGGAAACGACAAGGAUCAGCAACCACAGCAACAGCAGCAGCAGCAACAGCAGCAACAGCAGCAACAGCAGCAACAGCAGCAACAGCAAGGAGGCGAGGACGGCAACGGGCUCCACCAAGUGUAUGCCUUUGCGGCAAAGGGCAUGCGCGAGGCCCUGCGUGCAUCGGGCGCAAUCGUCUUCGACCUGUCGCACUUUGAGCUCGUCGUUUCGUCGCCGCAGGAAGACGACGGUGGGAGCAAGAUCUUCUUCCCUAGUCCGUACCAGAAUCCCGAUGUGACGCCCUUCGUCAGCUUUGACAAUCCGGUGACGCUCGAUUCGCUCAGGUCACCCGAUGCUAUGGGUGAUGGUGCUGAUGAUGGCAAGCUCGGGCAAAAGACGGUACCCGCGAUGGCGGUCUUGGGCGCCUCGGAGACGUGCACACCGCCGGCGGGGCGAGAUCAGCCCGUGCCCUUGGCGCACUACAUUCGUGUCGCCGAAUUCCUUCGACGCCACCGCACCGGUUGCUACUAUCCCUUUGCGCCCGCGCCCUUUCGCCAUCUUCUGCCACCGGGCAUGUCCAACGUCCUCCUGGUUCCCAUCUUUGGCCUCAACAAGCAACCCUUCGCCCUCCUGUGCGCCUACUCAAAGCCCUCGGAGGGCGGUCCGACUUUGGAAGACAUCAAGGACUCGGGGCUCCAGUAUCUUCGGGCAAUGGGUACCAUUAUCCUGAGCGCUAUUCUCAAAAAGGACAUUAUGUUGGCGGACAAGGCGAAGAGCCACUUCAUCUCCAAUAUCUCCCACGAGCUCCGUACUCCGCUUCAUGGCAUCUUGGCCGCCGCCGAGCUGCUGGCCGAAACGAAGCUCAACUCGACGCAGGGUUCUUAUCUCGAGACGGUCGAGGCCUGCGGCAAAUCUCUCCUUGAAUUGGUCAAUCACGUCCUUGACUUCACAAAGCUCAGCGGCAACAUGCACAGCAGCCAGCAGGCGGCGUCUAAGCCGUCGCAGUGGAGCGAUCUGGUCCGACUGGUCCAAGAGGUGUGCGAGAGCAGCUUCAUUGGACAGAUGGCCCGCAAGCUUGAGAGUCAGCAGUCGUCGGGCAUUGGCAGUGCCUAUGCAAAGGGAUCCGACUCGGUUGCCUCCUCCAGGUCGUCAUCUUCGCCCUCGUCGACCAGCUUGAGCAACAAUAGCAAGGCACUCAUGCACGACGUCGAAACCGUCAUCGAUGUAUCGAUGCGCAAGGAUGGCUGGCUUGUCCGGUGCGACGCUGGAGGGAUUCGAAGGGUGUUGAUGAACCUGAUCGGCAAUUCGCUCAAGUUCACCAGCCACGGCUUCGUCCAUGUAUCUCUGCGCGAGGUCCAGAGCACCGAGACUCACGUCGUCGUCGAGCUCGGUGUCACCGAUACGGGCAAGGGCAUUUCGCGCACCUUUCUUGAGGAGCAACUCUUCCAUCCCUUUACACAGGAGAAUCACCUUGGUCCGGGAACAGGUCUUGGUCUUUCGAUCGUCAACAGCAUCGUCCAGAGUCCGGCCAUCAAUGGCAAGAUUGAUGUCUGGAGUACGCUGGGCCAGGGCACUGAGAUUCGCGUCACAUGCGAAUUGGAGCUGUGCAAGCCAGAAGACAUUGAGGGUACCACGUACCAACCUGCGCUCAACGUCGAGGGUCAACGUUCAAUCACGAUGCUGGGCUUCAAGAGCGAUUCUCGAGGAGACAGCGACCUCAAGGAGGUUCUCAACAGUUAUUAUGUCGACUGGUGGCGAUUCCUCCUCGAGGAUGUUGCGGACGAGGACGAGGACGACGUCGAGGAGAGUGUGGGUGCGGCUGGUGACUUGGUCCUCAUCAAUGAUGACGUCACCUUGCUGCCCAAGAUCAUUCAGGCUCGGAGGGCAAAGAACAGCGCUGCAGUUCUGCCGCCGGCCAUCGUCCUCACGGGCGCCCGCGGCGACGCCGAGGUGACAGCGGCAUGCGAUGCAUACCAAAAGGCCGGAGGUGUAGCUCGCUUGCUCUUCAAGCCAGCUGGCCCAGCCAAGCUGGAAGCGGUGACGGACUUUUGCCUGCAAUGCUUUGAGCGUGCCCGAGCGGGUGAGCCUUUCCUGACGGAGGAGACGAUGCAUUCGACACCCCUGCCUUCGCCUCGAAACGGCUGGGAACCUGAAAGAGAAGGCAGUAGCUCCUCCAGGCCUGGCAGCUAUAUUGGUGGACGGAUUAGGGACGACGGCCGUCAGGGCGACAGUGAUGACGAGGACGAAGAUGUGGAGAAUUAUGCUCCCGGUGUAGACGCCACGCCGACGGCGAUCACGCCAAAAGCCACUGUCAAUUGGGCCGACCAACCCCAUUCAAGGUCCGCAUCGGCUCGACGGCCACAUCUAGCCGACCUCAGAAGGACAUCACACCACAUCUCGCCCGGCCCACCUGACGGUCAGCACAUGGUCUCCCUGAUCCGGCGGCAUUCUUCCGAAGAUCGACGGCUGCAAAAGGGUGGCAGCCCCGUCUCGGUCGACACCACACCCAGGCCAGACACUGUCGGUCCCAGCAGCACCACCAAGCACACACGUCCUCUGUUGCCGACAAGGAGCAUCACCUACCACGAGCCUCGACUUCAGCGUCACGUCCUCAUGUCACCACUGCGGAGCCCUCAUUCUUCCCGCGUCUUGCCAGACAACGAGCCGCAGGAUUACUUUGGGGCCCACCAUUACCAUCAACAGCAGCUGGGCGCAAGCUCGGGGCCCGGGCAGACGUCUUCGGUGCCCGGCACGCCUGGGUCGACGAUCAGCCUCGACGGCGCAGAGGGCGCUGUUCUCAAAACGGCUCUGCCGUCGCACAAGACUCCGCCAGUGCUCACCAAGCACCGCCUGCAGAUUCUCUUUGUCGAGGACAACGACAUCAACCGACGGCUCAUGGCUGCCUAUCUGAGCAAGAUGGACGUUGACUUUGUCGAGGCCACCAAUGGUCUCGAGGGAGUGGAGAUCUUUGAACAGAGCCCGUCACGGCACUUUGACGUCAUCUUCAUGGAUCUCUCGAUGCCCGUGCUGGACGGAAUGGCGGCGACGGCAAGGAUUCGUAAGAUUGAAGCCGAGCGCUUCCGAGCCGAAGUGAGAGCAAACGGAGGGCGAGCGCCAUUGGUGGCCACGCCUGGAGGUUCCAGGCCCGCAGCCCAGGUCCGGACGAAGAUUCUCACCCUCACGGGUAGGAGCACCGACGAGGACCGGCGACAAGCGUUCGCCAUGGGCGCUGACGGCUAUCUCGUUAAGCCUUUGAGCUUCAAGAGCAUGACGAGCCUACUCAAGAAGCUCACCAAGGGGGACUGAUGGACGUCUCGUCGCCUAUGCUCUCAUCUCUCUAUCUCCUCUCCACAUUCUUGUCUUUGUCCCUCACAUCAUCUUUUCCUCUCCUCGUAGUGUAGAAGCCCUCGUGACCAUGUAUUUUCUUGUCACCCUCCUCAUUCUUCAUAGUCUCUUCUUCCUGUCUCGCCUUCUCAAAACACCAACAGCACCAAGUAGUCGAUGAGGUCUCCGUGGCAAUUCUAGUCCAAUCG
Messenger RNA from Acaromyces ingoldii, 6890 nucleotides. RefSeq lists its product as hypothetical. Bases 283 to 6663 code for a protein of 2126 amino acids. Gene Ontology annotation, molecular function: phosphorelay sensor kinase activity; histidine phosphotransfer kinase activity. The transcript has 3 exons. Gene Ontology annotation, biological process: protein autophosphorylation; phosphorelay signal transduction system. NCBI's taxonomy places the organism in Eukaryota, Fungi, Basidiomycota, Exobasidiomycetes, Exobasidiales, Cryptobasidiaceae. The record is from RefSeq and is a predicted model, not a curated record.